GUAUCAAAGGCGUGUAAUAAUCGUACUUAUCAUACUGUUUUCCUUGAUACGCCCAGAAAUCCUUUAUACAUGUUUAAGUUUUGCAAGUAGAAUAAUUUGAAUAAGUGUAAUAUGAUUAUGGGAAAAUGUACAAUAUGUUAACGCCUGUCAAAGUAGGAACAGCUGAUUUCUGUUGGCAGAGGUGCAAUAAUAAAAUAGGAUAAAAGUACACCGCAAUAGUGAUUAAGAGCACUUAUCGAUUGUGAUUCUUGUUGUGAUAUGAUAUAGUUUUCAAAGUUUGCCAAAAUGCUUCAUUAUAUUCUCAUAAUAUUAUACAUAUGUGCUUCUAUAAGCGCUGAAGAAGUUCAAGAAUCAACAUUUAUAAUAUCCUUAAACAACACAUAUUCAAAUGACGAGCUAUACAGCAGCAUAAUUGAUGUAAAAAGCAAAUCUAAAACCCACUUUCAAUUCACCGAUGUUAAUAAAGAUAUCUCCUUCAUCGUCUUUCAAAUGCAUAGUCAUCUUAACAAUAUUUCUAUGCGGAAUGAGACUUGUUUUAACAAUAACAAGUCAAAUCGCACUUGUGAGAUAUUAACUGGUAUGAAUAUUGGUUUAUUCAGCACAAUGCCUAUAUCUGACAUGUCGGUGACAAAUUUGAAUGAAAAGGAUUUGAAAAUAUUGAUAGCCGUCCAUGGAUACAUUUAUGAUGAUCCAGUGCCCGGCGGUUGCAACCUAGAUGGCCCUGUAGAAAUACCGCCAUUCGUUUCAACAACCACAUCACCUUACAGAGACUACAUAAGCGUAACCGCUCCAGCGCCUAGCCCUAGCUUAGCUCCCGAUAUGUGUGAACAGACUUUACAAAGCUUAACGUUCUACAGAUUAUACUUGCCUGAAAGGGAUUUUAGUAUGGACUCGUACUUUGGAGGAAUCAAAGCUAUGAUGAGCUAUCCUAGUGUUUUGAAGUAUGGUGACGAGAUACCCGAAACUCAUCGAUCGAACGUCCGCCGUACAAUGAGCGCCUACCCCGGCACCGGGGUAGUGUUCGUCGCAGUAGCACUGUUUAGGAAUUAUAAUGGCACUGCAAAUCCAAUUCCGCGGUGGUCUACAUAUGUACCGACCGUUACGUAUGUCUGCUCGCCUUUGGUGGAGGACGAUUGCCUAUUGCUUGGUGAUCUGCUAUCCCAAGUCCUUUGCGCGUCUCUCCUCUUCGUGGGCCUGUUUGUGUGCUACUUCGGGCACAAGUUCUUCAAGACGGAGAUGUUCAUGUUCGGGAUGCUGAGCGGAGUGAUCAUCACUUACAUACUGAUCUCGCUGAUUGCUGAGAUGGAGCAAGCCCCUCUGAUUGGUGCAUCCUUCCUCUCCGGGAUCCUGUUCGGUUUCAUCUGGCUGACAUUCUGGUGGUUCUACGGCAUUCCUGUGUUCUCCGUGCUUCUGGUCACCCUGACCUUCGGCUUCUUCGCUGCCUGCGUUCUAUACCAUCAAAUUCCGGGUGGCCUGACAAUGCUGCUUGAAGACCUAAACUUCUGGACGCUAUUCAUCCUAGUGAUGCUCCUGACAGCUGUCAUCCUAACACCAGCUACGUACCCAGCGAACAUCCUCUGUUGCGCUGUUCUCGGCGCGUACGCAGCUAUAUACCCUAUCGACUACUGCUUAGGGUCCAAUUUGAAGUACAUCAUCAUUAACACUGUGAGACGGGCUACUGUUGACAAGUUUCACUAUGCUGUGCUCUCGCCGCCUUUUGAAAAAAAUGAUGCCCUGCUAAUCCUCCUAUGGGUGAUGCUGGCCAUAACUGGAUUCCUGUUCCAACACUACCAUAACCGCGGGAAGCCCCCCUUCCCUCCCCCGCCGAGGAACAUUCGAGAGAGUCCCGAGGGUUACGGCUCUAUCACCCCUUACACACGUUUGGGCGCUGCUUCGGAUCCACCUCUGCGGUCUACAUCCAACCUUACAAGCAACGAAAACACCCCUUUGCUGGCCUAAAAUGUCGCAUAAUCACAUAUACCUACUUAAAGCUUCUUUUCAUAGAUUCCUAUUUGAAAAUUAUCGCUAUUUGAUCUCGCCUUUGAACGUAACAAAAAUUGUUUUAACCUUUAAACUGCGUGAUAUGUUGAAGAUUUAUAAAACUUUCCCAAAAACACUAAUAUGUAAUAUAAAGCAAAUAUUUUUUUAUUACCUAUAGUGGGUACUGAGUUAGGGUCUUCCCACACCUAUCAAUGCGGAAACGGCAAAAGCCGAUAGAAAAAAGCUUUAAGUCUACACAAUAAUACCGAAAAAGACGUCGCUCGAUGCGUCGAUAGGUGUGGAGAGACCCUUAUUAAUCUCUCUAUAACGGUUUUUUGUAUUACUUAAAGUUUUUUUUUACAAAAUAAUUACAAUACUACAACAAUUAAUAAUUUAACAAAAUAAUUAAUUUAAAAAUUCUUACUGCCUAAGUAAGAAGAUUUUAAGUUACAAUUUUAUUAUGUAGUCUAACCUUUUUAAUGGUUUUAUUUAUUCACUUUAAUAAUGUGGUGAAAAGGUUAAAGCGCAAAAUUGCAAAUGUCGUUAAUUUUAUGAAUAAUUUUAAAUUAGUGUAUUUUUUUAGUACUUAGUUUUUUAUUCCUAGUGUUACCAAAUAUUUAAAAUCUUUAAGACUGUUGCCAUUUGUGAUAAUAUGUAUAUAUAUAUGUAUGUACGUUAGAAAUAAUGUAUAAUCAUUACAUUACCCAUAAAUGGAGUUUAUAUAAACCUCUGCUAUACAUUUUUGAAGUGUACAACUUUUUCCCAUUGUCAUUGCCAAAAUCGCGACAGAAAAUGGGUAGUCGUACAUUAGAAGUUGGGCUGACCAGAUGUGGAUGUUUAUUACUGUAAAACUUUUUUUAUUUCGGGGUUGGCCUAGUAGAAGUUGUUCAAACCUAGUUGUACAGUCAACAUUAAUAAUAGCGGAUGAAAUAAUGCACCUAAAGUAUCUGGCAGUCUGAAAUAAUUUUCCAAAUAGAGAUACUUAAAUCUCUAGUAUAUUCAUGGUCAAAAUUAUCUCUCACUAUCUAAAUGUUCUACAUAUGUUUUAUAGUUCGUUUAUUUAGCAUUAGAAAAAUACUACGCGAUCUUUGACGCGUUUAUUUAAUUGACAGCCGCUUUUUAAAAAUCAGUAACUAUUACUUAUGAAAGCAAAAGAAUGUAAAUAAUCGUGUAUGAUUUAUAAUUGUAACAUAUUUGCCGUGACUUAUUUUUCAAAAGUGUUUUUAAUAAAAAGACACGUCCAAGAUUGUUUACCUUUUUUCUAAUGCUAAAAAACGAACUAUAGUGAAUCUAUUAGAAAAUGGCAGAUACUUUUGACGCGUAGUCAGAUACGCUACUUUUGAUGCUUACUGUACCUACGAUAAAUUUUUAGGUUAUCUCAUAUUUAAAGUAUGGCUAGGAUUGUAAAAAGACAACCUGUAUAUAGUAUACUCGUGGCUUGCUUGGGGUAUGUCCAUAAAAUACUCCUAUAUAUUUUAUAUAAUUAUGUCUAGUAAGAUUUGUAACUAAAUUCAUUACAAGUAUAAAGUAUGAAUGCUAAGCGCGAAUAAUUUCGUACAUUGACCCUCGAUUUCCUAUCUCUAUCGCACGCGCGUAAUUAUAUUGCUGUCGCUCGCACAAAAUAUAUCUUCUUUAUUUUACUUUUAACUAUGUUUACUUUAUUUAAGUUAACUAAGUUUAUUUUAGCAGACCGUGUUAAUACCCUGCCAUGUUGAAUAAACACAAAAAAAACUGAAAUCCCAAUCCGUUUAGAUAUAAAGAAUUGGCACUAUGGCAAAAGAUUAGCCAUUCAAAUCAAAUUCAGUUUGAGGGAUGGACAGACAACAUCUAAACCAAUUAUGAGCGCAGAUAAUCUGAAUUGUUUGACAGAGGGGCUGCGUGUUUCUGAUAGAAUUCCAUUAUAGAGUAAAUAGGGUGCAGACUCAGAACUAGUGUAAUGCAAUCAUCUCUACUGAGCCUAGCCAAGAUGGCAAUUGUACAACAAACGCUAAACA
Messenger RNA from Cydia splendana, 3974 nucleotides. Its product is annotated as transmembrane 7 superfamily member 3-like. Bases 286 to 1959 code for a protein of 557 amino acids. The record is from RefSeq and is a predicted model, not a curated record. Gene Ontology annotation, cellular component: plasma membrane. The transcript is spliced from 9 exons. Gene Ontology annotation, biological process: negative regulation of programmed cell death. NCBI's taxonomy places the organism in Eukaryota, Metazoa, Arthropoda, Insecta, Lepidoptera, Tortricidae.